AUGCCCGUUAGGGCGGGUCCACAGAGCAGGGACAUGGCCGGCGACAAGAAGAAUAAAACGGCCAGCGCGGAGCCGUAUGAGCCUCGUCCACCGACAUGGAGACCACCGAUACACGAGACAGCUAGCUUGGGGUGGGCCGACUAUAUCCCCGAUCACCCAGAGCGUAUGGAGAAUGUCAUGUCGCAGAAAACAGUGAAGGAAGGCCUGUCAAUACCAUCUUACGCAUCUCAAGAGGCAGUGACUUCGCAUGGGGACAAUUUGGAGAAAGUGGAAUCAGACGAGACACUCGAACGUCUAGGACUGCUGAUGGCGCAAGUACUGGAAAAGAGAGAGGCAGGUAUGGGUAUUCCGACGCAAACCUCAUACAAAAUGCCACCCCGCGUGACAGUGCCGGACAUGCGUCGUACAAAAUGGCUCGAUGCGCUGGCAGAUCCCAGCAUACCAUUGAAGGAUAUUGCAGGGAAGGCUUCACAAACUGGUGCAGCGACACCGGACUUCUACAUUCCCCACGGACCAAAAGGGUCAGAGCUGUUCGAGCUAUUGUACAAUAAGAACGUUCCGAUCGAUAGGGCAGUAUGGUUCGUGAGAAUAGUUGGAUAUAAUGACAUGGCACCACUUCGCAAACAACCUGGUUACAAUCCGAUGUCCUACAGUUUCGACACGGCGAAGGAAAUCAUCAUGUGGUACAAGAAGCAGCUAGGCGAGAUCAACCUCCCCACUGCUCGAUUACAAUCAACUGCGCUGAAGCAGGUGUUCAAGGGUGUAAUGCUUGAUGCGGAUAGCCGCAUGGCAUGGUGUUCCAAGUUUGUCUACACAAACCAAUUGGCGCGAGAAUUUUACAAAGAGAGCAUGAUAGAUCACGGGACAUUCCUUCUCUGGGCUGCUCAGCAUAUCGGACAUUGCAACCUUGCCCAACUAGCCAUCUUCGCCAGAUUGGUGGAUGAAUAUGCAGCCGAGAUGUGCGCCCAUCGCGCCUUCGCGAAGGCACUGGUCGACAAUUCUUUGGUUAAACUCAAGGAGAUUGAAACGAGCUCUGGAGCAGAGCAUCUCUCAGGACUGCAGAAGCUACUGCGCAAGUUUAUUCAACUAGCUAUGAUGGACGUUCCUGAGGCGUUUGUUGCUCCUCGAAAAUGGCCGUUCAUGGUUGAGGCUGUCUUCGACGUCAUUGACGCCUACGUGCCACUCAAUCCGGAGACAAAGGAUGAGGUCAGGCAACAAACCCACAUACAGCUUCGACGAACGGCGCAGGAAAUGAAUCGGCGGAAUUGUGCACUGCUCUUCCACCAAGAACGGACAGAUCCUAAAGGACGCCUUGGACAGUGUAUUAUUGCCAUUCGAAGUCUAAACUCUCUUGGGCCAAAUAGUGAUCUCGGGUCCUUCAAGUUCUUCGAGGCGGACGAAAACGCAUUCGAAUCUAGCCUUAGUCUGCUGUUGACUUGGGCUGUUAGCCAUUUUCAGUAUGGGGAUCAUCGCCCAUACGCUGUUUCCAGCAUAUUGCGGAAGUGGCUUGAUGAUGCCAAGCUCAACGCUGAACGACAGAAAGUGAAAGUUAAGCCCGCGGACAUGUUGCAGGACCGACUCUUCCUCUGGCUUCACUCCUAUCCUUCUACAUCCCUCCAUUCUGAUCUUCUGGCCAUCGCCAUUCUUAUUGGAGAACUCAUAAGACGAGGUGUUUUCUCAUAUGCAAGAUACGUGCAGGAACUAGUAGCACGGGGCGAACUUGAAAACUCAAGUGAAGAAACCUCACGGCACGUAGAGAUAAUCAGACAGACGCCGUUGAUCAAAACCUGGGAAGCUCAAGAGCUGUUGCACCGGACUUCUCUUUUCGAUCGACAGGUUCAAAUCACCCCGGAAGAUAACACCAUGCUCAGUAUGCAGCGAGAGAUAGUGGCCUGCCUGCCAGAAGUUUUUGUACCAAUGAACGACGACGCCGUACAGGUCUCAAGUGAGUUUCCAAUCACACUAUCUGGAUCCCGGUACGAACAAGCUAGAGUCAUUCAUCACUGGCUGCUGCCUAAGAUUCUAAACAAGCACUCGACAAUGGAUAAUGAUCAGCCAUCUGCGUUCAUGAGCCUCGCCUGCUAUGCAGCUGUGGUACAACUACUUGCGGAUACCAGGCUUUACGUCGGUCUUCUCGAGUUAAACCUGCUGGCGCUUAGCAUGGCAUCAUCCGCUGAUGGUGAUCUCACUGAACAGACCGAGCUCUUUACAGCUAUACUUGACACACUUGAACGCUACUCGUCCAUUUGGGCUUGCAUGGAUGCAAAUGCCACAAUUGCACAGAGUCUGUUUACCAAGAUACAGAAACUGCGCGUCCAAAGGAGGCGAUGCAUACCCUUGUUGCGUUUUAUCAGGCAACACCGAUUCUGGCGAUCACUGUCCAAACAAGAGAAGACAAUUAUUGAGGUUGAAUACGGCCGUUCUAUUAAGGAUCUGGAAAUUGUCGUCACCAAAACUGCGCCAGCAACGUUGACAAUCCCGGAGUUGCAAGACGUCAUUCAUUCCCCGAGCCCACAUUCUCCAUAUGCCGUUGCAGCAGCAGUAUGGGGACGUCUGAACACCAUCGAGGAUUGGCCCGUUCUUGUCUGGGAGAACAUCAUGAAGGGUCUGCUGGAGUUUUCCCUGAAAGAGACCACCACUCGAGAUGAGCGCGUAGCCUGCUCGAAACAGCUCAGUCUGGUUCUCCACCAAAUUGAUCGAAGGUUGCUGAAAGGAUUCGAUCACUUUCUUCGGCUAUGGUGUGGACGGACAAAAAAAUUCAAAGUGCUGGACAUGAAUGCAGCGCAGUGGGAACUACUUGUGCCACUCCUCAUCAAACUCUGUGUUUUCAAUGCUGUUUCUUGUUCAACCAUUCUCGAAUGUUUUGUCUAUCCAGUCUGGCGACAAUUUUCUGCCUUAUCAACAUCGACUGAGUCACAGCUCUAUCGGGAACGUCAUGUACCCUGUCUCUUCCAGACAGCCAUUUUGGUUCUCUGCCUACUGCUGCAGAAUAGUGCGACUUCGGGAGAUGGUGCCGGAUUAACACCCAUCAGUCUUCCGCAACUCCAGCGACUCCAAACGAGGCGACUCGCUAUGUAUCGAGGAACGAGCUUUCAGGCGCUUCUAGAUGGUGUUUGUUAUCUUGUGUCUCUCAGCACCAACCCGCUCCUCACUCCGGAAGUCUCCACGAUCCUGCUGAGGCUGAAGAUGAGUCUGUUGGACGACCCAUUGUUCAAGCAGCAAGUUUCUCGUGAUCCAAGGACUGUCAAGCAAGCAUUGUGGUCUUCACCAGAUGUGCCCAGAACGCCUGAAAUGGAAGAUAGGAUGGAAGAAACACUGAUGCAUUUAAUGAGAGCGGACGAUCUGGACGCAGCGACUCCGGCAAGUGAUACAACAGAGGCCAAUUUUUGGAAGCGAUCAGUUGCUGAACUUGAUCCAUGGAGUUGUCACCGUGCGGCGGUUAAGCUUCAGUUAAACUUUCGACGAUUAUGCCGCAUAGCCAGAAGCAACUCACCUGAAGCAUCGACAUACGCGGCCCAGCUGGACGGUGCCACGACGGCAUUAUUUGCUCAGACCUGGUCAUCUGAAGAGCUGGUAUAUAUUGCUGAGCUCUUGGCCGGUAUCGAUUCCAGCGCAAUUAGUGAGUUGCUGAAUAAAGCGUACGACAAGAUCACCGAGGCCCUUCGAAAUGCCUUAUCAAAUCUGACCGCUCAGUCGGCCAACGUAUUUAAUGGUAUUGCGACGGACACCAUCAACCUUAUGCUCAAGAUCACCUCACCUGUCGCUGUUAUGGAAAGUGCCUAUCCCGAAAUACCAGCCCUUAUAAUGGAUAAUUUCCUUCAAACUGUCUCCAGCACGUGGCGGGCAGUCUUCGCUCGUAUCAGCCCUUACACAACUCUACAGGCUAUGGACAGUAAACCUAUCGAUGGUGGAGUGUAUCGCGACCUCAUGAUGCUGACCACUCGUCUGUUGCACUUUGCAUUAGGCGUAAUGGACAAUCCUACAUCCGAAUGGAAACGUAUCUCUGAGACAGUCAUCAGCUUUGUUCUUCAAUUCGCAAAUUUCUAUGGUACCGACGGACCACUUCGCGACAGCAUCCUCUUCUCUAUGUUACUGGACACGGCGUGCUAUCUUAUUGAUGAUAUUCCUCAUGAUGUCAAGAAUCCAAACGCAGAUAUAAUUCGCACGAUACCCGGGCUUUAUCCUACAAAUCUAUCCCCUCACAUGUCACUCUGGCACAAGGAGCGACUUCGGAAGAUAUUACAAUACGUUCCCCGGGAUUAUUAUACCGAGGGACUACAACAUGCAGCUACGUCGAAACAUCCCGCAUCCAGAGUGCAAAAUCGCCCCUGGGAAUGGGGCGAAAGCUUCUACAAACCGAGAGAGAUGGGCAAGCAAACGGUCGAUGAUUAUACCGCGUUCCCUUCGCCGGAGACAGGACCCAGCAAUUCGCGUAGUAUUUCUCUAGAUCUUUUCCAAGUAAAGGUUACUCGUGAUCGAGUAGCUGAGUCGACACUGUUCGACGAUGCGACCGACAGCGAUGACACUCGGCGGGCGGCUGAAGAGCGAUCAACCGGUGAUGGCUUGGGCGGCGAAACAACGUUCGCUCGAGACUGGAGAGAUGCAAAAGUGCCGCUGCGAGGAGCUCGCUUACCCGAACAAGUCAUAGACGACGACACCGACGACGAAGAGUGGCCUCAUAUUGAGGCUCUAGCCAUUCAAGACGCCUCCGGCGUGCCUGGCAAAACUGCGGUAGCUAGGCAGCCAGCAAUUCAAGCUGCGAAGGCGAGCAGGAAGCGUCCAGCUUCCAACACACCGAUUGACAUUCCGGACGAUGACGACGACCUAGAGAUUGUAGAGGUCCUCAAGCCUGUCACUGGCAAGGGUACCGGUAAGGGCAAGGCUGGAAAAGCGCCGGCAUCGUCCUCGCGGGGAAGGGGAAGACGUGCUUCUUCUACUUCCAGAGGGCGAAAGUAAUUUCUUCUUGGGUCUUGAGAAUGCAUACAACACUGUACUUUGGACACUUUUGUAGCCAUAUCAACGUAUAAAACAUUGUGUUCUGCUCUGUAGAAUCCAGC
Molecule: messenger RNA, 5057 nt
Organism: Dacryopinax primogenitus
Lineage: Eukaryota; Fungi; Basidiomycota; Dacrymycetes; Dacrymycetales; Dacrymycetaceae
Exons: 16
Coding region: 1-4956 (1651 amino acids)
Biological process (GO): regulation of transcription by RNA polymerase II
Cellular component (GO): mediator complex
Molecular function (GO): transcription coregulator activity
Source: RefSeq, a predicted model, not a curated record